Molecule: messenger RNA, 924 nt
Organism: Dioscorea cayenensis subsp. rotundata (Guinea yam)
Lineage: Eukaryota; Viridiplantae; Streptophyta; Magnoliopsida; Dioscoreales; Dioscoreaceae
Product: F-box protein At2g26160-like
Exons: 1
Coding region: 1-924 (307 amino acids)
Source: RefSeq, a predicted model, not a curated record
AUGGCAUAUCCUCCUGAGUUGAGGAGAGAAAUCAUGGGAGAUAUUACAAAACAUUUGUCUCUUCAAGAUUAUGUUCGUUUUGGUGCUAUACACUCUUCUUGGUCGGCAAGGGCUAAAGCAAAUUAUCAUUCUUCUCAUCAUCGAUACCCGUUAUUAAUUGUCAAUGAUUAUAACCUAGGAGGUAACCCUCGGUUGUACAACAUAUUCAAUCAAAGUUUUUAUCCAUUAGAUCUUCCUCCUGGAUAUCAUUGUUGUGGUUCCUCUCGUGGUUGGCUGUUGAUGAUGAAUUCGAGCAGGAAAAUGUGUUUGUUCAAUCCAUUCUCCAAAACUCGGAUUGACCUACCCUUAUUCUUGUUGAGUGAAAGGGAAUAUAGAGGAUAUAAGCGAGUCGGUGAACAAAUGGAUCGGCCUUUACAUGAGAUAUUUCUAGAAAGGCUUAUUUUUAGAGCGGUUUUAUCGGCUGAUCCUGAAAAGUGUUCGGAUUAUAUUAUAAUGGUUAUUAGCCGCGGUGCAUCAGAUCUUAGAUUUUGGAGGUCUGGUGAUUCAUCCUGGACUCGUAUAAGGGAUCGUACACGUGACUUUUUGGAUGUUGUAUGGUAUAAUGGAGCAUUUCAUGCUUUAUCAAUGUUCAACGAAGUGUUUGUGGUUUGUCUUAGCCCAAACUUGAAGUUAAAAAGAAUUGCUCGAAAGCCUAAUUCUUUGCAUACUAUCUCAAGAUAUUUAGUUGAUUGCAUGGGUGAUUUGUUGAUUGUUGAGAGGAAAACGACAGAAAAAUAUGCUAUGCAUACUAGCACACAUGCUUUUCUUGUUUUCAAAUUGGAUGAAAAGGACAUGAAGUUCACCAAAGUGGAAAGUAUUGGAAAUCAUGCUUUGUUUCUAGGUAGAAAUUCUACCAUUGCUAUUCCAACCGGGCAAGUUCUCUAA